This is a messenger RNA of Helobdella robusta, 597 nucleotides long. RefSeq lists its product as hypothetical. Gene Ontology annotation, molecular function: mRNA binding; structural constituent of ribosome. The transcript has 7 exons. Gene Ontology annotation, cellular component: cytosolic large ribosomal subunit; ribosome. Lineage: Eukaryota; Metazoa; Annelida; Clitellata; Rhynchobdellida; Glossiphoniidae. Bases 1 to 597 code for a protein of 198 amino acids. The record is from RefSeq and is a predicted model, not a curated record. Gene Ontology annotation, biological process: translation; negative regulation of translation.
AUGGGACCAAUUAUCAUUGAUGCCAGAGGUCAUCUUCUGGGUCGACUGGCUGCCACCACGGCCAAAUCAAUUCUGCAAGGUCAGAAAAUAGUUGUUCUAAGAUGCGAGGGCAUAAACAUUUCUGGAAAUUUUUACAGGAACAAGUUGAAGUAUUUAGAUUUUUUGAAAAAAAGAAUGAAUACCAAUCCAAGCCGAGGUCCUUACCAUCAUAGAGCUCCCAGCAAAAUAUUUUGGAGAACUGUUAGAGGUAUGUUGCCACACAAGUUACAUCGUGGUAAGGAGGCUUUGGAUCGUCUGAAAGCAUUUGAGGGAGUACCUCCACCUUAUGACAAACAAAAAAGAUUUGUUGUUCCUUCUGCUCUUCGCAUAAUUAGGCUACCACGAAGAAAGUUUUGCCAGUUAAGCAGGCUGUCGCAUGAAGUUGGUUGGAAGUAUCAAGGUGUUGUAGCAACUCUUGAAAAAAGAAGAAAAUUGAAAUCAUCAUUGUAUUUUAAAAAGAAAAUAUGUGAAAAGAAAUUGAUGGAACAAGCGAAAAAGAAUGUUAUAUCGAAAGUUCCACAGUACCAGAAAAUAAUUGAAUCGUAUGGCCAUCAUUAA